Molecule: messenger RNA, 2572 nt
Organism: Nelumbo nucifera (sacred lotus)
Lineage: Eukaryota; Viridiplantae; Streptophyta; Magnoliopsida; Proteales; Nelumbonaceae
Source: RefSeq, a predicted model, not a curated record
AGCAUAAGAUAGUGUAGGUAGCGUUGUUAUGAGAAUAGUGAUUGUCUUUUACCCGCCAAGACCGAGCGUCUACUUCAAUUGACAAUUCUCUAAUUCCCUUCCGACUUCUCUGUAAUAGCGACUGAUCAUCUUCGUCCAGUCUUGUUGCGGGAAUAGGGUUACCUUGUCUCCCCCUACUUUGUUCUUCAUUUUCAUUAAAAUCGUCAUUGGUUUCGAUGAAAUGGACGAAUUUAGGGUUUCUGAACUUGGAAGUCCCAUCGUGAUUACUGAAGUCGAUGCCAAGGACAACGAAAACUGCAGUAUUUCGAAACUAAUUUCUUUCCUUCAGUCGGCUUACAAGCCGGCAGAUUUCCAGAAGGUGGAAAGGAUAUUGACAUCGAGAGAAGAAAAAAUGAGAAUUCAGAUAAAAGGUUUGCAAGUCGAGGUAAAGAGAAGUUCAGAAGAGUUGAAAGUAAAGGGCACGGAAAGACGCUGUGUUGAAUUAGAAAAGGAGUUGGAAGUUUACCGAACCAGGUGUAGAGAGUUGGAAGAAAAGAACAUGAAGGCUCAAAAUGACUGUACGGUUUUGUCAAUGGAACUGGAGAAGAGGAAGAAAGAGUAUGAAACUCUUAAGGGUAGCAAACUCGAUAUUGAAGACAAACUCAAGGAGUAUAAGAGUUCGUAUGAUGAGCUCAAGCAGCGGUUUACUCGUUUGGAAGAAGAUCACAAGGUAAUCUGUGAAAGAGAGAAAAAUGCAGAAGAAAGAAAUACUAAUUUGUCAGAGGAGAUCAAGAAGAUAAAGGAAGAUGCAGAAGAGAUGUACUUCCAACUCAAGAGGGAGAAUAGGUUAUUAGAGCGUGUUAAAAGGAAGUCCAAGAGUGAGAUUAAGGUUUGGAAGAAGGAGUUGGGGGAACUGAAUUUGCGAGUGAUAAGGUUGGAAGAAAAGGAUAUAGCUUUGAGAGCUACGCAGGAAGGAGAUUUACCGGAGACAGUUCCUUGCAAUGACAAAGACAAGAACGAAGUAAGAACUACGAGCAAAAUUCAAAAUGAUGUAAAUCGUGGAAUUAGCAGUCCCGGCUUGGUCGAUCAGCAAAACAAAGAGAAAUUGCUGAAUGCUGAUGGAAAAAUUAAUUGUUGUGCCAAUGUAGGGUCUACUUGCCUUUCUCCAAUUAAAGGAAGUAAACCUGUGCAGGUCCAAGUCCAAGCUGCAGGUCCACCUUCUAUUUUUGUUAAUGCCCAGGAAGAGAACAAAAGGGCUCCUAUGGAGUAUGGAACCAAAGUGUUCAAAAGUGAAGAGAACAAAAAGAUCAAUCCAUCCACGGUCACUAAUGCUAGACCUGCAUUUGGAGGUGUCAUUGACAUCAGUGAUAGUGAUGAUGAAACGUGUACUACUACUGUUCCUUCUACUAACAUUGGGAAUGCUGGAGAAACUUCUACUUUGGUUGAGGAGCUGAAGUGUUUAAAGUGGAGACAUUCAGAUCAGAGAGGAGGAAAUGAUAGAAACUGUGAGGAGAAUUUUCCAUUCACUUCAACAUCCAAAAGGAAGCGAAUUAUCAGCAUUGAGAGUGAGGGUGAUGAUGAUGAAGAUAAAGUUUCAAUUAGUAAAUAUAUGACAAAGAAACAUCAAGAGUUAGGUCGCAAACCCUUUUGUUCUCCCAUGACUCAUUCUGUAGCUCCUAUUGUAUUUUCUCAGGGUGACAAUGCUGAAGAAUCAAUGGCUGCAAGACAGCAUCUCAUCACAUUAAGAAAGUGUGAAGAAAAAAUGGGUGAAACAGAAAAGUUCUCUAUGAGUCAAUUGGGGAAUAGUGCAUCUAAAUAUCAGAAUCCAUUAAAUAAAACUGUUAAGCAUGCUGAAGAGGAUGAGAUGGAAGAAACUGGUUCAGAAGGUGAGGGUGAGAGCUUGGGUGGAUAUAUUGUUAAUGGCUUUGGUGAUUCGAAUUGUAAAAGUGCAUCUAGUGAUUCAGAUUGUGUAGUGGAGAGUGAAGCCUAUGAACAUAUAGCAUCAAGGACCCAAAGAAGCAAACGUGAUAAAUUAGAAUGGGAGUAUGUGGCAGACAUGAUUUCGUCAUUUGACAAGGAUCCUAAACUCUGUAUGAAGGCUGUUUGUGCUCUUUAUCGGCAGCAAGCAUCCAAGGAAAAAUCAAUUAAAGGUUCAUUAUGUUCUAACAGCCAAGGGUUUAAUAAGCUUGAUGCACUCAGGGGCACUAUAUUGGCUGAGUUUCUUACUGAUGGGGACCCACAAGGAGAUCUAAAGAAGUCUGUUGAGGAAUUGGAAAAGUAUGAUCCUAGAGGGCUUGAGGAAUGCAAAAAACUGGCUAUUAACCACUCCGCACAGUUAUUCAAUAUUUACCGGAACAAGGAGGAUCCCUUAUUUCUUGCCAAUAGGACUAACUGAAUCUUGAUCAAAGAGAAGAGUAGGUCAGACCACAAUGCCCGAAUGUCUGAGAGGAUGGUGUUUUGUUUUGUUUCACUUUCAGAUGACACCUAAAAUUUUUCUCCCGGCAUUCCGGCGUCUAGUAUACAGCAGAAUAGACUAUGUAAAUUCUUCUGUCCUGUUCACUGAUGCAAAUGUGUAAUGCGCUUCUUUGAGUUC